Triticum turgidum subsp. durum (durum wheat) is the source of this 300-nucleotide messenger RNA. The record is from the annotation of a GenBank genome assembly. Lineage: Eukaryota; Viridiplantae; Streptophyta; Magnoliopsida; Poales; Poaceae.
AUGGCCGAGUUCUUUGGGGAGACGAAGGAGGAGAGCUCCGCCCGCGUCGAGGUCAAGGACAUGGAUCCGGAGGCAUUCAGGUCCAUGCUGCACUUCGUCUACACCGACGCAACGACUCUGGCUCUGGCCGACCAGCGUGGCUGUUCCCUGCUCAAGGCUAAGUGUUUGGAAUUCAUCGUCAGCACCCCUGAGAUCCUUGAUGUCGUCAUGGCGACUGAGGGGUAUAAGCAACUGGAGACAAGCUGCCCUUCUGUUCUGCGCGAGCUUCUCAAGUCUGCGCGUGAAAGAAUGUGUAGCUAG